AUGCCCUGCUUCAAAGGCCUGGCUGUGAGCAUUCACACGCCGACUGGGCCGCUGCCAGAAUACUCGGUGCAGCGGGCAUCCCGCCUCUCGAGGAUCAGUGCCUAUAUACCUGUCCCCCCUGCAAAAAUCCCUACCGACUCUCCCACCGCCAAACCGGAACAGUCGACCUUCGCAAUCUCCAUCACCCUCCUUACACCUAAUCAAGAAGUGCCGUAUUCGACUCCGAAAGCCACCAAAGAAAACCCUAACCCAAAACCCAGACUUGUCGCUGGUCUUCCUGGCCACACAAGCGAGCGCGGAAAGUACGCAGGCUCCGUUGGUCCCUAUGUCCCGUUAACAACAUCACCCAACGAAACUAUCGCAGCCUACAUAUACUUCGAUGGUCGAGCUAAGGAGGAAGUCGCGACACUACUGAGGAAGGGCGAGGAGACCUGGGUCAACUCGCGAUGGGUCAGCGUUCCAGAAAAAGAAGGCGGCGGUUUGGCCGAGCGGGAAUUUUUGUUCCGGGAAGUCGGUCUGGAACGAUGGUUGAAUGGUCUAGAUUUGGACGGAAAAGAUGCUGCCGCGACCAUUGAGAGACGAAGACAAAAGCUGGAAAAGAGACGGAGGAAACGAAAGGAGGUUGCUGGGAGUGAUGACGAAACCAACGGCAUCUCGAAGAAGGAGAGGCGCAAGAACACCAUGCGCUACGGUGAAGAUGGCGAAUUGAAGGAUGUAUCAGACGACGAAGGUUCAUCAAGCGAUACUGGCUCAUCCGACGAUGACGACGAUCCGAUCCCAGAAACAGCUGGCCAAAUCAAAGUUGCACUGUUUCGGGUGUUGGCGUCUGGAGAAAUCAAGCGUGGAGAGUACUCACCUCAGUUCGAUGCUCAUGAUGAUUCAGAAGGGGAGGAUGCUGGAGAAGGCAACGCCAACGGCAAAGCAGAUGUCGACCAUACCACCAGUUUUGCUAAGCCAAAGACGCUGGAUCCCAAGACCAUCUCAACCCAGACAGUCACCGGCAUCGACCCUACCGACAAACCAUAUGCUGUCUUUACAUUCCUCUAUCGAGGAGAACGGCAACUGCAGAAGAUGGGCAUCCUCCCCGGGGCGAAAGCCGACAAAGCAGCAGCCAGCGCGAAGAGACGCAGUCUAGCUGCGGAUUUGCCCAAGCUGGGACCCCUCAAGAAAGAGGGUACUGCUGGCUUCACAACCUUCCGUGACUCCGAAGGGCGACGCAAAUCGAAAACCAAAGGUGCAAGUGAUGAUGACAUGGAGAGUGAAAGCGACGAUGAUGGUGGAGCUAACAUCAUCGGAAAGAUGGAGGACAUCAAUGAUGCGGAUGCACAGAAUGAUCCCAGCUUGCUUUCCCCCGAAGACGCUGAACGGACUGGUAAAGUGGCAGAAGGCAUCCGCAAAAUGAAGCUCAAGCGACAGCACUCGGCCGAGCCCCUCAAUAGCAAUGGCGUGACGGAGCCGCGGAAAAACUCCAAGUCCGGUAGUCCUUCAGCCGCCUCGACGCCCAAAGUUGCCACUGAUGAGCUUGGGACAUCUCCAAGGGGCACGGCCACUGGCUCAGGCGGCUUGAGCACAAGUCUCGAAGUCACAAAGGAAGACGAAAGCUUCAUGGUUGGUAGCCCAAUGAAGCGGCAACGCGCAAGUGUUGCAGAGUUCGAUCUCGACAUCAAAAACCGAUUGGGCAGCGGCCUGUCAGCAUCUUCGGGCACGAUUGGCGAGGUUUUGGGAUCGUCUGGAACAGAUCAGCCCAACAACGCCACCAGUCCAAAUCCUUCUGGUCUACAGUUUGGAGGGGCCUUGGUUAAGGAACCUAAAGCUGACGACGAUGAGGAGUUGUAA
Cladophialophora yegresii CBS 114405 is the source of this 1836-nucleotide messenger RNA. RefSeq lists its product as uncharacterized. The coding region runs from base 1 to 1836 and encodes 611 amino acids. NCBI's taxonomy places the organism in Eukaryota, Fungi, Ascomycota, Eurotiomycetes, Chaetothyriales, Herpotrichiellaceae. The transcript has 2 exons. The record is from RefSeq and is a predicted model, not a curated record.